UUUCUGCGCCGUAAACCAUCGAAAUAAGGAACAAAUGACCCAAUUUUGUGCCACUAUUUACGUCUGUUAAGAAAUGUUUGUUUGGGUGGACGAGAAGAAGAAGAAGAAGAAAGUUUUUGUUGGAGGCGAGGACGGCCGAGAAGUUACGUUAGCCUCCUUCCUUUAUCUUUUGGCGGCCCUGUGUCUUAGGGUGAGGGAGGAUAAGCAGUGUAAUGCCAUUGGAAAGCAAAGUGUGGGGAUAAGCAGAAGAGAGGACCAGAAGGAGGAGGACUCACGAGGAGAUACAGGUCUGAAGAGGAAGAAGAAGAAGGCAGCAGCGAGUUGUCUUUCAUGCUGUCGUUCAUAAAUUAUAGUGCGCUGGUGUCUUAGAUAAGCCAGUGUAACGCCAUUGGAGAGCAGUGUGCGAAUAAGCAGAGGAGAGGACCAGGAGGAGGAGGACCCACGAAGUCGUACAGGUCCUAAGAGGAAGAAGAAGGCUGCGAGUCGUCUUUCAUGCCUCAGCUGACGACCUCGCCGCCCUGCACGACCCUCGAGAGGACGCAGCGGACCCCCUGACGAGAAACAAUGCCGAAGGUGAAGUCAGGCCGUGUGUAUGGCGGCGUGUUCCCCGAGUACGAGCUGCGGCGCCGCGAGGCUGGGCUGCGGCCUGGCCUGGGCUGGGAGUCUGGGCUGCGGCGCUGCCUCUACUCGGCCAUCACGCCAUGCACCUCCUGGGACCCUCACGACCACGACCCCAAGACGGGAUUCGUCGGUCACGGGGGGGUCUUCAACCUGGAGUUCUCGCCUGAUGGGAGUCACCUGGUGGCGGCGUGUGAGCAGCGGGCGGUGAUGGUGUUUGACCCACUAUCUCGACGGCAGGUCCACCACAUCCCCCACGCCCACGAUAACUGUGUCAACUGUAUCAAGUUCCUAGACUCCCGUGUGUUCGCCUCCUGCAGUGAUGACCAUACGGUGGCGCUGUGGGACGUGCGGAACCUCAAGCGCCGCAUCCGCCUCCUCCAGGGGCACAGCAACUGGGUCAAGAACAUCGAGUAUUCAGCCGCCGAUGGCAUCCUCGUCACCUCGGGCUUUGAUGGCAAGAUCCUAGGCUGGGACAUAAAUGGGUACACGGAGGAGAGCCUGCUGCCAACGGAGCUCUUCAAGAUGCAGGGGCUGAUGCGGAUGCGACUGAGCCCAGAUUGCAGCAAGUUGGUCAUGUGCACCACCGGCGGAUACAUGGUUUUGGUGCACAACCUGAGCCUCGAACACCUCGCCCAGGACCUUCAGGACUUCAAGCCGAACAUGUACCGCCUGAUGCAGCUGUCAAACACGCCGCUGCCGCAGGCCGCCAUGUUCACCCACCUGUUCUAUGCCCAGCGGAACCGCGUGGAGUUCAUCUCACUUCCCACACCUCCCAGCGAGGAGGUGAUCCACUCCCUGCAGGUGCAUCCCCAGGGCUGGUGCAUCCUGUCCCGCAAUACCUCCAUGGAGGACUCAUCUGAGUGGAGCUGUGUGCAUGACAUCCAGGAGCUCGGUGUGACGGCCUGCAAGGACCAGGAUGAGGACGAGGACAAUGCAGACACUGGUCCUGCCGAUGACCUGCUGUCCUACGAUGACGUGCCGCCCGCCGCCACCCCCGAGCCUGAGGUGCAUGUCGGGAGCAGCGGUGGCGGCGGUGGCGGGGACAGCGGAAACGGUAACGGCAACCUACACCUCUCAGUCACCUUUAGCCCCAGGAUGGAGAUAACGCUACGCCACAGCCCCAGGGACGAGGUGGAUGACGGGGGCGGGGGUGGGGGCGGGGGCGGGGGCGGUGGUGGUGGUGAGGCAGGAGGCAGUGGCGGCGGUGGUGGUGGUGAGGGGGGGGUGGCAGUGGGGGGGGCAGGGAUAGCUGUGGGUGGUGGGGGUGGUGGCGGCGGAAUUGACAUCCAGUUCCGCUUCACAUCGAUGGAUGUGUUUGAGGCGCUGGAGCACAUCCGGGAGCGGCGGGAGGAGCAGCGGCUGAGGCAGGACCGCCAGCGCCCCGCCCGGGAGGCCGCCGACAGUGGCAGUGGCAGUGGCAGUAGCGGCAGCGGCAGUGGCAGUAGUGGUAGUGGUGGUGGCUCCUCCUCCAGUGGCGGCAGCAACGGCGAGGCAUCCUGGGAAGCCCUCCCACGCCUCAACCGCAACAUGACCUUCAGCCUCAGGAACAGGCGUGAGGCAGGCCGGGAGGGCAGCGGUCGGGAGAACACGGCUGCGGGGUCCGGCGGUAACAGCGGCGGCAGUGGCGGCAGAACAGCCCCCUCAGCCUCCCUAGACUCCCAGAAUGCUUUCUACAUCCGCACGGGUUCAGGCAACCACCGCGCCAUCUUGCUGCUGCGGCCAGGCCAGAACUACCCGCGUUACUACCGUACAGUGGACCCAAACCACAAGAUUGCGCGCAACAUCCCGCGCCUCACCCACUACAUCGAGGAGCCCAAUGUGGGCCGUGGCUUCAUCAAGGAGCUCUGCUUCAACUCUGACGGCCGCCUCAUCUGCUCGCCCUACGCCCAUGGGGUGCGGCUCAUGAUGUUCGACCGCAACUGCUCGGAGCUGUCCACCUGUGUCCAGGACAAGCCGCAGACGCUCUACGAUGUCUCCACCAGCAACUGCCACUCAAACUGCGUGGUCAGCACCAAGUUCUCCCCGACACACUGCCUUCUAGUCUCUGGCUGCCUCAAUGGCAAGAUCGUCUGGCACCAACCGGUUCUCUAGUGCCGCAGCGAGGGCUGGUGUGCUGUCGUGUAUCUCAUGAUGGGGUGGGCAGGUGUGGGGAGGGGUGGGGUGAGGCUUUGGCUAAGCAUCAGUGUGAGGGCCUGGAGGGGGUGAGUCUGGUGUUGGGAUGAGUGAGGCGAGCCACCCUGCCAACACUGCUGUGUGCCGCAGCGCCCAACGGCAGGCUGCCAGACACUGUGUGGCUGCAGGAGUGCCUUGCAGCUGUGUGUGUGUGUGUGUGUGUGUGUGUGUGUGUGUGUGUGUGUGUGUGUGUGUGUGUGCCCCUCCAUGACCUGGUGACCCCUGUGCCCCGGUAUGCCCCGUAUCACUGUGCCCCAUAGUGGCCCUAGAAAAUGAGUGGCCCUUGUAAUGCCCCAACAGCCCCGUGUGUGGGCCCCGGAGUGUCCUUACAGCCCCUGUCUGUGGGCCUCACGCUGCCCCAGGAACAGUGUGCCCUGUGAACCCCUGCCCCGCCGCCGAGAGCUGGACUCAGUGCGUGGGGCUGAGCUGUGAGGAGAGACGCUGACUUCCGACAGGGUGGGGGAGGCAGUGCCCAGGGCCCCGCUGCUGCCCCCACCCCCUGCCUUCUGUGCCCCUCCCUCGGCCUUGGAGGACCCAGCGCUGCCUGCUACUGGCCUUCACUUCAGACCCACAGCAGCAGCAGCAGCAUCUAUUUUUGUUCCCAUUUUUUUUUUUUUUUAAAUAACCUUUGCCAAUUUCUUUUUCUGAAGUCUUCCUUUAUUUCUGUGGGAAGAGGAGGCGAUGAGCUGCCGUGGCCCCAAGUGUCUUGCUCAAAGUGAUGCUGACCGCAGCAGCAGCAGCACAGCGCCCUUGCUGCUCCCUCGCAUGGCAAAGGCCGAGAGAGGGAGAGGACGCUGUGUGUAGGUGUGAUGACGCUGUUUGUGUGUGUGGCAAGCCCAUGGAAGUUGUGUGUACGCAUGUCAAAUGUGUGUGUGUGUGUGUGUGUGUGUGUGUGUGUGUGUGUGUGUUGUUCUGUUCAAUCGCUGGCAGAGGAGGAUAGGCAAAGGAAGUGGUGGUGAUGGUGAUGAAGAUGGUGAUGAGUCUGCUGUUGUAUCAUGUGUGCAGGAACCAAGCUAAAUUUUUACACCAAUGAACAAGACCAGAAAUCAUUCAUUAUACCCAACUUCAUUAUUACUGUUAUCAUUACUAUCAUUAUCAUUACUAUCAUUAUUAUUAUUAUUAUUAUUAUUAUUAUUAUUAUUAUUAUUAUUAUUAUUAUUAUUAUUAUUAUUAUUGUCUUCUUUUUUGCAACAUCUUUAUAGUUUUCUCAUGUUAAAUUUAUUUAAUCGA
Messenger RNA from Eriocheir sinensis (Chinese mitten crab), 4023 nucleotides. Its product is annotated as DDB1- and CUL4-associated factor 10 homolog. Gene Ontology annotation, cellular component: Cul4-RING E3 ubiquitin ligase complex. Lineage: Eukaryota; Metazoa; Arthropoda; Malacostraca; Decapoda; Varunidae. The record is from RefSeq and is a predicted model, not a curated record. Gene Ontology annotation, molecular function: protein binding.